Molecule: messenger RNA, 2061 nt
Organism: Lineus longissimus
Lineage: Eukaryota; Metazoa; Nemertea; Pilidiophora; Heteronemertea; Lineidae
Product: stabilizer of axonemal microtubules 3-like
Exons: 7
Coding region: 115-1101 (328 amino acids)
Source: RefSeq, a predicted model, not a curated record
AAUGAUUUUUUAGGAACUACGGUUAGGGGUUGACCGCGCAUGAAUACAAAAACUCCCUAAUGAGACCUAUUGGUCUACAACUCGACCACGAUUCCAUGACAACACAACAACAAAAUGGCGCUGGCUGGGAAACAAGAACAUCGCCAAGAUUGGCACCAAACAAGCACUGGUGUGGGCCACCACUACCGCCCAGGAUAUUAUUUCCCUGAUUCAACAUUUCAGUCGGUGAUUCGUGAUCCUUUGCCUCCAAACAUUGCCAAGUCCGAUGAAGUCCCAAAAGAUCAGGCCUACCCAACAACCACAGGAGACUUCCAUGAUUCCAAGUUUCUUGGUGGGCCGUACAAAAAUGAUAUCUACAAGAAGGCACCUGGUCAUUGGAAAGUCAACUAUGUGAAAGAUCAUAUUGAAAAGCUUGGCCAUGGCGGAUGGCGAAGACCACUGACCAUGGGCAACCAAACGAGUGAAACACAUGCCAAUUUCAAUGCAAGCUCAGGAAUAAAAGAUGAUUAUGAAUUUGAUCCCCGUCCUCAACCAUUUCAUCUCAAAAAUCAUCACAAUGAUGGACCAUCAAAGAGUAUCAUCCCCUCCACCGAAAAUGAUAAACUCAAGGGUCGUCCAUUCUACGUGCGAGACCAAGGGCUCCUCACAGAACUUGACCCAUACCUUAGCACGACACACAAGGACCAUAGAUCUUUCAAGAAGGACGAGCUAAAUAAAUACCCAAAGAAAGACAUUGCCACCUACUGGGAUUGUGAGGAGUACCCGAAGGCGUGGGGAUUUGGUGUGAAGGAAAAUCAUCUCCCAAAAGACACUGUUCCCAGGGAACCUUUACCAAUGAUUGAUCCUACCUGGUUUAAAACAAGAACAAAGAUCCCGCGUUUACCCAAUCGCAUGGUGCCCGUCCCUCAUAGUGGUCUGAAGUCAGAACAGAAUGAUAAAUAUCAACGACCAUCAGAUGUGAAACAGAAACAAAUCGAUUUUUGUCCAGUUGACACUCCUUGGGUACUGCCUGCCCCUGGUCCGUCAUCAGCUUUUAAGUCGCCACAGAUGUAUGCCACAGAGUACAUGAAUGUCGGCAGUCGGAAACCCGUCACUGUCUAAAUUGAUCAGUGAUGUGCUUCAUGCAUUAGACACUUGUUCUCAGCUUGCCUAUCCAAUGGAAAAAAACAGAAAAAUAGUUUCGGAACUUUUUCGGUUAGGUUUCAUUUCAUUUGAUCAGUCACAUGGACAUAUCGUGAUGGCUCUCCUUGUGAAGGUGUCAGUCACAUUGUACCUGAUCAUCCUUUUGGCCUCGGGCAAGCAUGGUGGUGUAGUGAAUAGAGUUUGGGACUGCUGAUCUGGAUGUUGUGGGUUCAAAUAUCGUCCGAGUCACAUUAAAAUUCUUCACUAGUAGAAAAAGGUGAAGUGAGUGCUUUUAGCUACAUUUGGUACUCCUUACUUCCGAGGAGACUUUUGGAUGACAAAGUGCUUCAUGCAAGGGUAAAUGGUGCAUGUCUCUGAGGUCAGUGGAUCACUUGGUUGAUGGAACUAUGAAGGAUACUCACAAUAUUUAAGCUUUCAUUCAAAGUCUGUAUAUCAAUGUCAUGUAGUUCUGUCCAUGCACUGCACGUGUAUGAAAUGUGCAUCAGUUCAGGUUUCACACAGGAGAAUGUUUCUUGUAUAUUUCUUGCCAUUGUGUACUGCUGGCAGAGGGUUUUUAACAAUUAUUUUGGCCGUGGUUUUUGACAUUUUAUCUUGAAAAACAAUUAGCUUAAAACCUGGUUGUAAUUAUGGUCCAUGACAAAUGAAGGAGGAAGGUUUAGACCCUAGUGUGUAUGAGUGGCGAUGUUCACCUUCAUGGUCUUGUCAUAGUGAAGACUUAUUCCGUCCGUGUGCAACUCAUACUGUGAUAUUGUAUUGUAAAUAUGUGUAUAUUAUGUACAGAUCAUAAUAAACUUUUAAGAAGCUAACUAUUCAACAGGACUGCAAAUUUCUGCACUGUACUUUUGGAACUUGCUGUUUCUAACUUUCCUUGUAAAGUGUCAAUCAUGCAAGUGUGAACACAAAUGUCACAAAAAUAAA